Colletotrichum siamense is the source of this 813-nucleotide messenger RNA. RefSeq lists its product as uncharacterized. The coding region runs from base 1 to 813 and encodes 270 amino acids. Lineage: Eukaryota; Fungi; Ascomycota; Sordariomycetes; Glomerellales; Glomerellaceae. The record is from RefSeq and is a predicted model, not a curated record. The transcript has 2 exons.
AUGCAUUUCCGUUCGCUCGCCUCCGUGGCCCUCGUGGCCUUCACUGCCCAGGCCUUCGCCCAAGACAAGGUCUUCAAGCGCAGCGUCAUCACCCCCCUCUCAAGAGAUUUCGGCAUCAUGCGCCGUGCCGACAGCGCCUACCAGCCCGCCGAUGAGGUCUGCUCCAAGGGUGGAAACACUUGCGCCGAGGCUUGCGGUACCGGAUAUGAGCAGUGCAAGUCCACCGACUCUGCCGUCCACUGCUACAACCCCGCCGCUGGCGAGACCUGCUGCUCUACCAAUAGCGGAAACUCUUGCCUGUCCUCCUUCUACUGCACGCACGACACCGGCGCCGAAACCUUCUGCUGCGCCAACGGCAUGAACCUCGGUGACUGCGCUGCCAAGCACGGCGUCACUGGCGCCCUCACCUCUGAUGUCCCCGUCCCCACCACCACCUCGACCUCCCAGGCCCCCACGACCAGCUCUGUGGCCCCGACCCCGACCACGACCUCCAAGCCUGCACCCACCACCUCUUCCUCCGUUGUCGUCGCGACCGCCCCGUCGACGACCUCUUCUCCCUCAUCAUCCGCCGCCCCCAGCACCACCGAGGUCGUCGCUCUCACAACGAGCGUCGCCCCCAGCGUUGGCUUCACCUCUGCCUUCACCGCCGCCAACUCCACCCUGGCCUCCACAACUCGCGGUGUGAGCACAAGGGUCAGCGCGACCCCAUCCGCCUCCACCGGUGCGGCGCCUGACCAGAACGCCGGCGCUAGCAACGCCCCCGCUGGCAUGGCCGUCCUCCUGGGUGCCGCCUUCGUUGCUGCCCUGCUGUAA